AUGGACGUCAAAGACUUGGUGGACUAUGCCUACUGUGCCCAGACUUCCGAGUACAAGGUUCUUGGAGUGAGGGAGUUCCACUUGGGUGGAGCGUUGAGGGAUGGCAACCAGGAUUUGCUGGGCCAAACGCUGCCCUCUCAGUGGGGUGACGUGGGCCUCUUCGAUUUAUGCCUGAGGUUUGGCCACUUUGACACAGCAUGGGCCAUGGCUGAGAGAGGAGUUGAAGGUUGCAGAUUGGAGGCUCAUCACCUGAAGAGAACAUUCCACAACCGGGGUUUCGACGAGUGGAGCUGCUGGAUGUGCCACGACAGCUGGAAGACCUGUGAACAGUGCUGCUUCGGUUUCCCGGUCGAACAGGGCGUUUGGAUGAAGGAUUGGGACGCGAGCCUCCCAAAUGCCGCAAACGCUGCUCGCCAAACAGCCGAGCAGCCCUUGGUGCGCAACGUCCUGGAGGCGCUUCGCUCUGACUCUGUGCCGCAAAGUCUUGCCAUCUCCGAAGAGGCCAUGGCAAACUUGCUGGACAUUGCCAUCCUGAUUGGCGACAGGGAGGCCGCCGUGCGCUGCGCGGAGCAAUCUCGUCUCCGGCCUUUGCGGCGCUGGAGCUGGAAGGGGAUUUUUCACUUGUAUCGUUGGGCUUUUGGCGGGGUGACUGCAGCCCGUGAUAAUAUAUGGUUGUAUUCCUACGUAUACAGAUUGGAGCUUGGAGAUCGUGGCAUGCUCCUCGCGGCCCUUUCGGCCGGUGUGGAGCUCCAAGGACUUUUGGGGCCGGUUCAUCAAGUUCCUUUCCGAGUGGCCGUGGCUCUGACGGGAACUCCUUGGACCGACUUUGCAGACCUGCUGCCGCCACCUGACACUCCAUGGGUGCCACCAGAAAAGAACGGUUUGGGUGAAUUCUUCCUCAAGUACAUCGGCAGCGGCAAGGUUUAUUUGCGCAAAGACCUGCUGGAAAUCGCUCAGAGAGUUCAAGUCCCCUUGGCUGCUUUGAAUGUGUCGUGCAGCGACCUUGAUUAUUUGAAUUUGUUUUGUCCGAGUCUGUCACUGUUGGAUUGCGCUAUUCUCUUGGGGCAGUCCGACUGCGCGGCCUUGCUUGCUCGCGCGGGCGCGGAGGUGUCGGGCUAUGGAAGCGAUCUCUUGCUGAAGGAUGGUGCGUUGGAUGCGGAGCCAGCUCGCCGGCCUGCCGCGAUGGCAGCAGCCCACUCGGCGCUGUCAAAGGUGUGGAAAUCGGAGAUUGCGGCCAAAGGAAUUGCCAUCUACCAGUUGACGAAGAAGCUUUUAAAGGGGAGACCUUUCCCAGCUUGUUUGGUGGAUGAGGUGGUGGCUUUUUCGAUGAACGCGCCGAAGAUCAUUGAGAGGCUGGACCUGCGGGAAGAGGCAAGUGCUUGGUGCAAGUCAAUAUUGUUGCCAACAUCGAAAGUUGUGAGGGAGGCCCCUUUGCAAGCUUUGCCGCAAGGGCAUUCAGUCGGUGAGGAGGUCGAUGCAGAGGAUUUGCAAGAGCCUCGGACAACCUCGCCAAGCCAGCAAGAUCAGCAAGACGCACUGGAAGCUGAAGAGGCUGUGGAUGACAAAGCCACGGAUGACCUCAUGCAGGCCAUGCGCGCGAGCCGAAAUGAUGUUCCACCACUGAACAUGCAUGGCGUGCGACUUUAUAGAUUGAAGGGCUUUUCCAACGCAAAGCACAUCACCGACCUUCUCUUUGAUCCACAUGGACCUCUCAAAGCGCUGCACCAUCGAAUCCAGGAAGCUGGCUGCAGUGUCGACCCAGAGGGAAAUCCUGUGAAGAUCCUGUUUGUGCCAUGUGCUGAAGAGCAGCUUCUGGAACUGCAUCAGCUUGCUGCUGACGGCUUCGAGCUACGCCGUGACGCACACAUCCUGGCGCUGGAGCAGGACGCCGAGCUCAUCGAUGGCGCGCUGCGGAAUUUCCCUCGGAAGGACCGCCCGAAGCUGAAGAAGGUCGGUCCACAGCAGGAGGAUGUGGGCGCUCAGCAGGCUUCAGAGGUCGAUUUGAGGGACGACGAUGACGCCGAAGGCCCUAUGAUCGUGACAGAGACGGGCUUUGGAUUGAGGACCGACUCGGACGUGGGAUAUCCAUCCUACCAGUGA
Molecule: messenger RNA, 2100 nt
Organism: Durusdinium trenchii
Lineage: Eukaryota; Dinophyceae; Suessiales; Symbiodiniaceae
Source: the annotation of a GenBank genome assembly